AUGUCAGAUGAUUCAUCAAUUAUACUAAAUCUGUCAUCUGUGAAUGAAAGUACAAUCAAUUUGAAUGAUGAUUUACCAAUUGGAUCUGAACAUUCUUCAAUUAUAAUAGAACAAUCUCCUUCAUUUAAUAAUAAUAAUUUCGGAAAUCAUCUACGAACACAUAAAAGAACUGGAUCUACAAAUUCAUUUACAAAAAGUAGGUUAAGUUUAGAUAAUGAAAGUUAUAUACUGUCUGGAACACUAUACAAUUUUGAUGAAAAUAUUAAUAGAACAGAAUAUUCUCCCCUUGGACCAAAUUCGAUUUAUGAAUUAACAAUUGGAUCAGACAAUGCAAGAGCUAGAAGGAAUAGAAUUCCAAAAGCAUCAGUUACUUUAAACGGUGGUACAACCACUAUUUACAACUUAAACAUACCAACAAAUAAAGAGAUACCUCGAAUACAAUUGGAGAAACUUAAAAAGAAUGUAUCGAAUCAUGAAUUGGAAGCUAAAUUUGUUAAUGAUAUAGCAAAGGAAUAUAAGAAGUUUGAAGAAAGUCAGAAGAAAUUAACUGAAGAUUCUUUAAGAAAGUUAUCACAACCAAACGAGCGAGGUGAAUUAUCAACAUCAUCAUCAAUUGAAAAUUUCCAAAACAUAGAACAACCAUUAUUGAAUGAAGUGCCUAGUGUUUUUCUUGAUCCAAAUUUUAAACUAGAUGAUCCAAGAAUAUUUAAAAAAGUAUUAGAAAAUUCAAAUUUAAAAUUAGAACAAGACCAAAUUAUAAAUGAUACAGAUUUACAAGAAAAGUUCUCCAACUAUCUAGACAUUGUUGAAAUGAAUCUUAUUGGGGAAAUUGAAAAAUCUUCAGACUCAUUUUUUGAUACUAUUGGUGAUAUAGAAAAUAUUCAAAAGAAAUCAGAAAAUUGUGUUCAUAAUUAUCAAAAUAUAGUUCAAAAAUUGGAUCAAAUUGAACAAAAUCAAGCAAAACAAGGUUUAAAAAUAUUGGAAAAAAUGAUUGAAAGAAAAAAUGUAGAAAGCUUGGAAAUUACUGUGAUUCAACUACAAUAUAUAACCUCGAUUUUCCAAUUAGCAAAUAUAUCAUUCCAUAAUAAUGAUUUUUUCAAAUGUUUAAACCAAAUAGUGGCUGUUGAAAGUUUAAUCAAUGGAAUUCCACGAGAUGAAAUUGUUGAUGAAGAAAUCAAAAAAAUAUACCCGAAAUUGGAAGUUAUUAAUUUAACCAAUUUACCUGCAUUAAUCCAUCUAAUCAAUGAUUUACAAACUUUGAAAACAGAUUGUUCUAGAAAAUACAUUAAUGAUUUUAUUGAUCUUUUACUAAAAGAUUUGAGUAACCAUUAUAAGACAGUACCUACAAAAGAUACAUUGAACAGACUAUAUGUAAAUAAAGAUAAAUCAAAAAAGUAUUCAACAAAGCCGAUAAACACAUCAUUCAAGAAUUUAGAUCCAGAUUUCCAAUCAAAAUUAAAAGAUUACGUUUCAAAUUUAAUCAAAGGAGGAAAUUUGAUAAAUGCAUAUACUCUUUAUCAAAAUCGGUUCAUAGGAGAAAUCAAAGAAAUUAUCAAACUGGAUUUACCAACGUCUCAAAAAAUCGAAGAUAUAGAAUCCGAGACUUCACCAACACCGCCAGAUUCAUCUACUACAUCACAGUCAAAUGUAUUAAGUACGAAUUUAAAAGUACUUACACCAAAAGAAUUUGAAACAAUGAUUUCAAAAACUUAUGCACAAUUAUCUGAAUGUUUAAGAAGAUUGACUGUUCAUCAAAAAUUAUUAUUAGAUAUAGCAUUGACCACAAUUUCACAAACUUCAAACAUCAACAUUAUGUCAUUAGAUAUUUCCAGAGCGAUUCAUAAAGCAAUAGAAUUAACUCAAAUUAGAUUAAUGAAAAUCAUAAACAUACGACUGGAACAAACAGCAGAUUUACCAAUACAUUUAUAUUUAAGACUAUAUUCAAUAACAACAGCAUAUUUACAAGAAUGUGAGUUAAUUAACCCCACAUUUGAAUCAAUUGGAGCCGGAAACGCUUUAAAAGAAUGGUUCCAACAGCAUAUCACAUACUUUUUGCAUCGAUUACAUACAAAUGCUUCUAAACUGAUGUCUUUGAGUUGUUCGAAAGAAACCUGGAGAGUGGUGGAUGAUCCUGAAGUUUUAGGACCUGCUCAAAUUUCAUUGACUGAACAAAUUCAAUAUGCUGAAUAUAUACAAAGUAAUGGUUCUAAGGGAAUAUCGGGUGACGAAUGGCUUUCAUCAUUUGACUUUUACGAGGAUGAAGAGAUGGAAAAUACAGAGAAGCAACAAGAAUAUACAAUCAACAUGUUAAAAAUAGACGAGAAUGAGUUUAUAUCACCCAAAUUAGCAGUAAUAGUCAUAAAUCAUAUCAAAAAUUAUUUAAUUGCGACCAAAGCAUUCCCCAGUUUCACAAACACAAUUGAAAACAAUAUACUCAAUUAUUUUAAAGAAUUAAAUUCUAAAACGUCACAAUCAGUAUUAUCGGCUGGUGCUACAAGAACUGCAGGAUUAAAACAUAUAACAACAAAACAUUUAGCUAUUUGCAUAAGGUUUAUUGAAUUUAACAUUGCUUUUAUACAGCAUUUACAACUUAUUUUUAAAGAUGUAAGAACAGAAGAUCAAUUAUCUUUUGCAAAAAUGAUUAGUAACUAUAAGGAUCAUGAAACUGAACUUUUUGCUAAGAUCAUCACUAUAAUGCAAGAAAGAACAAUUGCUGCAUGUAAUAAAUUACCAGAUAUUAAUUGGUCAGAACCAGUAAAACACCCACUUCAGUGUCAUCAAUACAUGGAAAAUCUUGUUAGAGACACAAUAACCGUCGCAAAAGUAUUGAUGAAACAUUUACCAGAACUCAAAUAUUCAUUAGUUCUUCUGCAAAUUUUUGAUAGUUAUAAAAGAUUAUUUAUUGAAAGUUAUUGUACAAAAUUACCAUCAUUUAAAGAUUUUAAUGAAAAACAUAAUUUAUUAAAAGAUAUUGAUUAUUUUAGAGUUAAAUUGAGUGAAUUACCAGGAUAUGGAAAUUCAGGAGUUGUUAUUUGGGAAAAUGUUAAUUCAAUGCCAACAUUAGAAGAUAUUGAAAUGGAUGAGAAAAUGAGGAAAAAUGUUGAUGUUGAGAAAGCAGAAGCUUCUACUCUGCAAUCUGCAGAACCAUCUGUUAAAUCACAAAAUACAUUCCAGAAAUUGGUAUCUUCAGCUAGAAGUUCAUUUGAGAAAAGUAGCACUCCAAAACCUGAGGAUGUGGAUAAUGUAAAAGCUAAUAAUGAGCAGGAGAAGUCCGAGGCACCUGGAAGUGAAAUUUUGUUUGAUUCAACAAAUCCAGAGUCCGAAAAGGUUGUUGAAAUUGUUCCCGACAUUUCAACUGGUAAUGAAUCUGCAGGUAGUGGGAACCAAACAGUAACGACGAAUGGAAAUAAUGGUACUGAAAACGAAGGAAAGAUCUCGAACGGCGAAACUAAAACGCUAGAAAAUGAAAAUGGUCAUGAUUCAAAUUCGAUAAAUGAACCAGAAAAACUUGUCAUUACCAACGAGGAUAAGAUUGAAGAUGGAUUAGAUAAUAAUAACAAAGAAAAUGGAGAGGAAAAGAUUGAAGCUGUAUCAGAUCAUUACAAUAAGGUAAAUGGACAAUCGAAUGGGAACUUUGAAAAUAACGAGGACAAAGGUGAUACUGAGGAAAGCAAAAAUGAUGACCUUGAGCACACAAAUGUUGAAAAAUCCGACUUCAGUAAUGGGAACAAGAAUGGAGCCGAAUAUAGUGAGCACAUUCCAGCAACUAUUCAAGAAAAUACAAAUAUCGAUGAAGAAAAAUCUAUUGCUGACGACGAGAAAUCAAAUAAACUAGAAAAUGAACCUAAAGCAAUUCCAAAUGAAGACAAAAUUGAGAAUGAAAACCCUUUGUCAAGAGAGGUUGAAGUUCUCGACGAAGAAGCACAUAACACCAGCACAAAAGAUGAGGUCCCAGGGCACAUUGAGGAAGAACAACCUAAGUCCGAAAAUAAUGUAGCUGAUGAGUUAGUUUCACAAUUUAAUGAUCUUAACGUAAGAGAGUCUACGGAAAUUAAAGCUGAAGCUGCUACUAGUUCAAAUAUCAAUUCUGAAGAUACACCAUCUAUUGCCAACUCAGAAAAUAACGGAAAAACUGAAAAUCUACAAGAGGAUCAAAAACCAGAAUCGUAUCAACCUAACGACGAGAACUCAAAUAAUGCAGAAAAUGAACCUGAAGCGGUCCCAAAUGAAGACGUGAUGAACAGUGAAGGCACUACAUUAAGAGAGAUUCAAGUAGCUGACAAAGAAGUUCAUGAUAUCGACACAAAAAUUAUAGACCCAAAUCACACUGAGAAAGAUCCAUCUAACUCCAACAUAAACGUAGCUGAUGGGUUAGCUUCUUCAUCUAAUGAUCUUGAUGUAGAAGAAUCUACAGAGCUUAAAGCUGAGCCAAUCACUGUUUCAAACUUUAAUUCUGAAGAUACAGAUUCUAUUACCAACUCAGAAAAUAAUGGAAAAACUGAAAAUUCUCAUGAUGAUCAAAAAUCCGAAUCGUCACAAUCUAAUAAAUCAGAUCAACAUCAAGCCACCAACAAAUCCAAGAAUCAAAAAAAGAAAAACAAGAAGAAGAAUAAAAAAAGAUAA
This is a messenger RNA of Lodderomyces pseudojiufengensis, 4623 nucleotides long. RefSeq lists its product as uncharacterized. Lineage: Eukaryota; Fungi; Ascomycota; Pichiomycetes; Serinales; Debaryomycetaceae. The record is from RefSeq and is a predicted model, not a curated record. Gene Ontology annotation, molecular function: syntaxin binding. The transcript has a single exon. Gene Ontology annotation, cellular component: GARP complex. The coding region runs from base 1 to 4623 and encodes 1540 amino acids. Gene Ontology annotation, biological process: Golgi to vacuole transport; retrograde transport, endosome to Golgi.